Prunus armeniaca (apricot) is the source of this 417-nucleotide messenger RNA. The record is from the annotation of a GenBank genome assembly. NCBI's taxonomy places the organism in Eukaryota, Viridiplantae, Streptophyta, Magnoliopsida, Rosales, Rosaceae.
AUGGAUAUCAAAAGAACCAGCACGUUGUCCUCUACCACCCUCACAUCUCAGCCGCUGCCAACCGUCGUCUGUAUCACCGAAAAAAGCAAGAAAUUGGCCGGUUUUUACCCAAAAUCUCCAUUGCUCGUUCGGGCAAUUCCGAGCACCAUUUUCUUCGAUCCAGGGUGGGUUGCGAUGGGGAAAAUGGCUAGAGGGGCAUGGGUCGGGGAGAAGGGGGUAUGGGGGCUGGGGUUCUGUGCGAGGGGUAGAAAAAACCAGAGGGAGGGGGCGAUGGGUCUCGAUGGGGAAGGGAAGCAGAGAAGAAAUUGGGGUGGGUUCUGUGCAGGGAAGGGUGGGUUGCGGGGAGAGGGGUGGGUUGUGGAUUGCGGGUUGGGGGGUGAAGCGAUGGGUUUCUGGUGGGGAAGAAGGGAUGGGUAG